UUUCCCUGCCUGGGAGGGACCUGCAGAUCGGCUAGUUGCGGGGGGUGGCGAGCAGAAAACAGCAACCCCUCGACAACCCACCAAACCCACUACCCCCCCCGCCCCUUCCGCGGCUAAUCAUCCCAUUACGAGCCCUAUCAGCGGGAUAAUGACGGCAAAAGAGGGCGGAAACCGCCCGGAAAGCGCGGGGAUGCGGGCGGCAAUUAAUUCCCGUUAAUCAAGCUCCGAGGUGUCGCCUGCUGGGGAGUGACAUCCCCCAAAACGCCCGGCGGCCAAUGGGCGCGUUCCCACGGGGUGGGUGGGGGGUGCGGGGGUCCCCCAGCCGGAGCGGCCCAAGUUCAGGUUUUCUCCCCAUUUCCCCCCGUUCCCCCCCCGGGGGAGGGCGCGGCGCUCCCGCCGCUGUCCGAGGUGCUGAAGGCUCCUCCGGCUCCGGAGCGACUCCGGCUCGCGGGCUCCGUCCGAGCUGGGCGCGAUGCUGAAGACGGAGCAGCCUUGGAUCUAACGCGCGGCGCCUCGGAGAGCCUUGCAGCAAUUGUUGCCCGGAUCCCAGACUGAACUUUGCUCAUUUUUUUUUUCCUUUUCACCUUUUUUUUUUUUUUUAAAUUAUUUAUAUUUUUUUCCUUUUUUUUUUUUUUCCCCCUUCUCCCCCUCCUGUUAUUGUUAAUUAUCAUUAUCAAACCGCUUCCGCCGCGCCCUCCCCGCCAAUGCCCGUGUGAGCGCCGGCACCUCGCGGGGGCCAUGGAGGGCUCCACCGGGUUUGGGAUCGACUCCAUCCUCUCCCACCGAGCCGGCAGCCCGGCCGUGCCCAAGGGGGACCCGCUGGUGGGCGACGGCCGGUCCCCGCUGGAGCUGAGCCCCCGCUCCGAGGGCAGCAGCGGGUGCCCCUCGCCCCGCUCGCCGGGCCGCGAGUGCCUGGAGGCGGCGGUGCCGCGGCCGGGCCUGGAUGCGCAUCUCCAGCCGGGGCAGGUCUCGGCUCCCUCCCAGUCCCGGACCGUCACCUCCUCCUUCCUCAUCAGAGACAUCCUGGCCGACUGCAAGCCCCUGGCCGCCUGCGCGCCUUACUCCAGCACCAAUGGACCUCACGGCGGGCAGGAGCCGGCGGGCAGGAUGCCCACCAAGCCCGGCGAGGAUUUUAGGGAGAAAAUGGAAAAAAACACCAGCAGCUCCUCCUCGGACUCGGAGUACAAAGUGAAAGAAGAAGGGGACCGAGAGAUCUCCAGCUCCCGGGACAGCCCCCCGGUGCGGCUGAAAAAGCCGCGCAAAGCCCGCACCGCCUUCACCGACCAUCAGCUGGCCCAGCUGGAGCGCAGCUUCGAGAGGCAAAAAUACCUGAGCGUGCAGGACAGGAUGGAACUGGCCGCCUCCCUCAACCUCACCGACACGCAGGUGAAAACGUGGUACCAGAACAGAAGAACCAAAUGGAAACGGCAGACGGCGGUGGGCCUGGAGCUGCUGGCCGAGGCCGGUAACUACUCGGCCCUCCAGAGGAUGUUCCCCUCGCCCUACUUCUACCCGCAGAGUUUGGUCUCCAACCUGGACCCCGGCGCCGCCCUCUACCUGUACCGCGGACCCAGCGCGCCGCCCCCCGCCCUACAGAGACCCUUGGUGCCCCGCAUCCUCAUCCACGGACUGCAGGGCGGCAGCGAGCCCCCGCCGCCCCUGCCCCCGCUGCCCGGCGUCCUGCCCCGGGCUGCGCAGCCCCGGUGA
Molecule: messenger RNA, 1707 nt
Organism: Chiroxiphia lanceolata (lance-tailed manakin)
Lineage: Eukaryota; Metazoa; Chordata; Aves; Passeriformes; Pipridae
Gene: BARHL1
Product: BarH like homeobox 1
Exons: 4
Coding region: 739-1707 (322 amino acids)
Biological process (GO): regulation of transcription by RNA polymerase II
Cellular component (GO): nucleus
Molecular function (GO): RNA polymerase II transcription regulatory region sequence-specific DNA binding; DNA-binding transcription factor activity, RNA polymerase II-specific
Source: RefSeq, a predicted model, not a curated record